Labeo rohita (rohu) is the source of this 1295-nucleotide messenger RNA. Its product is annotated as heme-binding protein 1-like. The transcript has 4 exons. The record is from RefSeq and is a predicted model, not a curated record. Bases 22 to 597 code for a protein of 191 amino acids. Lineage: Eukaryota; Metazoa; Chordata; Actinopteri; Cypriniformes; Cyprinidae.
GUCGCGGCAGCUGCCUUCAGCAUGUUUCUCAUGAUCAAAAACUGGCUGCUUGGAGCCACUGAGGAGAGCGAGUAUAAACUGCUGAGCACCGAGUGCAAGGAUGGGGUGAGCUAUGAGGUGCGCCGCUAUGACGCGUGUAAGUACGUGUGUGUGAGUCUGGAGGGGCGGAGCUUCGAUCAGGUGUCAGGUGAUCUGCAGCGGAAGCUUCUCGCCUACAUGAGCGGAGACAACGAACAAGGUGAGGUCAUGAACACGCCCGUCCCAGUCAUCUUCACAGUGUUCCCGCGUGACGACGGCUCGUUGAACCGCCGCCUGGUCGCCGCUCUGCGUAUCCCAUCAUCCUUUCAGAUCAGCCCGCCCACCCCGACCGACUCAUCCAUUCGCAUCGAGGACCGGCCCGGGAUGACCGUAUACGUUCUGCGGUUCGGCGGUUUUCCAGGCGAGAGCGAGUAUCGCGCGGAAGCGUCGCGUCUGACGUGCACGCUGGGAGACUCCGCCCCCUUCCAGCGCAAACAGUACCUGUGCUGCAGCUACGACCCGCCCAUCAAACCGUACGGCCGGAGGAACGAGGUGUGGUUCCUGCAGGACGAGCCCUGAGACGCGUUCGACAGUGAGACACACGUGUCUGGACGAUGAAGAGUGUGUGUCCGUGCGUGUGUUUUGGCUAAAAUGACCCCUAACCCGUUUGUGACAUGUUGACUUCUAGUAGCGUGCGGAGGGAAGCGAGGCUGCGGUGAAGAUCUUCUUUCUAACGCAGGGAUUUGUACUUUGAGGCUUACAGUUAUUUCAGCUGCUGCCUGACAUCAACUGGACUCUGUUAUCAUGUCAGUUUAAUACACAAUGGUGUAAACGCACACAUCGUUUUACAGUUGUUCUUCUAGUUGUUUUCCAGUAGCAGCUAACGAAUCUGAAGUGUCGCUCUCCAUCUCGAUCUGUCUUCUAUACUCUCUCUCUCUCUCUCUCUCUCUAUAUAUAUAUAUCUAUCUAUCUAUCUGUCUGUAUUUUUCUAAUGCAAACACAUGGUCAGAAUCCCACAACCCCUCAUGUUGAUCUGCUGUAGAUGAUGGUGAAGGUUUGACUGCUAGUAAAGGUCAUAACUAACCCCUCGAGAAACACCAGCUGUAGAUUCUGACUGAUUAAAUAGACUUGAUUUCCUGAUCUUCCAGCAGAUGUUUCUCAAUAUCCGAAUGCUGAAAAAAUAAAAAAAAAUACCUGCUAAAACCGACAGAGAACAUGUUUGUGGAUAAAGACUGCAGGUCUAAACUAUCAAAAUAAUACAGUUCAUAUGUCUUUAA